AUGGCAUUGAUGAAAUGUCUGGAAGUCAACAGUCAACAUAAAUUGCUGGAUCAAAUCUUCACCUUGCAGGAAAGGACCCAGAGGGUCAAGUUUUUUGCGACCUCACGCCCUCUUCCAGAAAUUGAAGCACGAUUCAAGGAGAAUGGGAUUUUCCGUAUUGAGAUUCAAGCGGAUCAACAGGAUUUAGCUCUUUAUGUGAAGGGGCGUCUACGUGGAAUGCCCCUCUUUGUGCGCGAGAGGAAGAUACUUCAAGAUGAGGUGAAGGAGAAGAUUACCAAAAAUACAGGAGGAAUGUUUCUGCUUGUUGAAUUGCGACUCAACACUUUGGAAUCGACAACGUCUGCACCAAUGUUUCGAUGGAAGCUAAGACAAUUAAAAUAUGGAUCCGAGAGAUGCGAGCAUCUCUAUGAAGAGACCAUGAGAAAAAUCACUCAUGAGAGCGGUCUCCGUGGUCAAGCUUUAAAUGUUGCUCGGAGCGCAAUAUUCUGGGUUUUGUGGUCCAGAAGGGAGUUGACCAUACACGAGAUACAACAUGCGAUUGCUGUCACUCCCGGUCGCCGUGCGAUAAGAAGGAAUGACAUCAGUGAUAGCAAUUAUAUUCUCUCUCUCUGUGGCGGUCUUCUGCAAAUGGGGACUGCUAGCAAGAAUGUGGAAUUCGUCCACUCCACCGCUCGAAAGUACUUCGAGGAAACCUAUUCUCAUUGGUUUCCUGGGGCCAGAGACAGUAUUUUGAAGACGUGCAUCACGUAUCUGUCUUUCCCAGUCUUCGAAGGAGUAUGCAAGGAUGAAAUUGAGCUUCAAGAAAGACUCAAUGAACAUCCACUGUAUGCCUAUGCAGCACAAAAUUGGGGACACUAUGCUCGUGAAUGCUCGAGCUAUCUCGCAGGAGAUAUUAAAGCCUUUCUAGCACUUGAAGAAAAGAUCGACGCAUGCAGUCAGGUAAUGAUGUUGUUUAGUUCAAAUAUAACAGACCUGUAUUCGUCACGACAAAUGCGUGCACCUCAUUUGGUGGCAUAUUUUGGGCUUUCUGAUAUCGCGAAGAGCAGGGCGUUGAGUCUUCAUCCUCAUGUCAAUUCCCCAGAUGCAGAUGGAAGAACACCGAUUCUUUGGGCUGCACGAAAUGGGCAUAUCAAAUCUGUUAGAAGGUUUCUCCAUAUGCGGAAUGUUCAUCCCAACUUGCAAGACAAGGAUGGACGAACGGCAUUUUGGUGGGCUGCAGCUAAAGGUCAUACCGCUGUACUCAAAGAGCUGUUGGCGAAUGACCAUAUCGAAGUUCACCAUGAAGAUGUUGAACAGCGGAAUGCAUUGACUCGGGCUGUCAUGAAUGGCCGAAAAGAAGUCGUUCAACUACUCGUUGCCAAAUGCCAAUUUGAUGUCAGCUCCCAGGAUAAAAAGCGUCGCACAGUCCUAUGGUGGGCGGCAGCCAAGGGGCAUGGAACUAUGCUCCAACAGCUACUUCCGCUAUGCGACAAGAUGACAGUUAAUAUGAAAGACGAACAUGGAUGGGAUGCAUUAACCCGUGCGGUGUACCGAGGUCAUCGACAUGCUGUUCAAGUCCUUCUUGCAAGCGACACUGUCAAUCCUGAUCAUAGUGGCAAAGAUCAAACACCGUGGUGGUGGGCAAUGAAGAACAACAACAUCACUAUGGCAAGGGCAUUGAUGAAUGCGCCUGGGAAAAAAAGAGUUGACGCCAAUACCAUGUGUGUUGGCAAGCGAACAGCGCUAUCUUGGGCAGCAGGUAUGGGGUUUGAAGAAAUUGUGCGUGAACUGCUUGAUCGCAAUCCUGAAGCCAUCCUUGUUGAUGCAAACAAAAGAACAAGACAGCCGCUCUCCUGGGCGGCCGCUGGGGGUCGCGAGUCUGUGGUUAAAUUGCUAUUGGAAACACAGGAUGUCAAUCCGAACCAAGCUGACACCAAGAAUCGCACGCCACUCUGGUGGGCCAUUGCCAACAACAAGGUCGCCAUAGUUCAACUCCUUUUGGAUGCUUCUGGAGUAGAGUUCAAUAAAAAGGACGAUGCGGGACAAACGCCGUUGUCAUUAAGCGCUGGUUUGGGGCAUUCUGAGAUUGUUCAAAAGCUACUAUUGUAUCGAGGGCGUCUUGAAAUAGAUGCCAACUCCACGGACAAGCAUUACCAGACACCGCUCUCAAUGGCUGCAAGAAAUGGCAGACAAAAUUCCGUCGAACAGCUCCUCGGGGUCGAUGUUGUAGAUCCAGAUGCAAGAGACAACUUCCAGCGCACACCACUCAUGUGGGCCAUCAUAAAGGGUCAUUUCCACGUGGCAGAGGUACUGAUAUUGGGCGAAAAGAGAAUCGUCAAGCUUGAUUCGGUAGACCGGAAACGUCGCUCAGCCUUGUUCUGGGCAGCGUGGGCUGGGGAUGCAGCCACCAUCUCACUUCUUUCAGGCCGCCAAGGGGUGAAUUGCAAUGAACGGGAUAGAUCUGGAGAUACGCCCUUGUCAAUUGCGAUAAAGAGGGGUUACAGCACAAGUGCUGUUCAACUUCUCAAAAGUUACGGGGAUAUCGAGAUCAAUGCUUUAUAUGAAAAUGGACUGACCCCGUUACACCUCGCUGCGCAGCAUGAUGAUGGUGAAACGACUGACUUGCUUCUGAAAAAAGGGGCCGAGUUGGACGGAUGUGAUAAGUUUGGUCGCACACCUUUGUUCUUAGCAUGUGGAGUUCAAGGUAGGCUUCUGGAGACUGGUUCAAGAUUAUCAGCCAAUGUCAAACCCCUGUUCAGGGAACGGUAUUCAGCACUUUUCUGGCUAUGUUUCAACAAUGCGAAUGUGCAUCACAAAACCAAGAAAGGCUGGACGCCUCUACACAAUGCAUGCAGCAAGGGAGAUUCCGCCGCGGUUAUUUGGCUCUUGGACGAUGGGGCUGAAAUUGUCAAUCAGGAUACACUACCAGAAGUGCCACAGCCCCUCGCAUUAGCUUCACAGCAUGGGGACCUGGAAUUUAUGAAAGAGUUACUCAAGCUUCCAGUGGCUCAAAGGAUGGAUUCACUCUUAAUUCCUCUACUGGAGGAGGCAUUGAGGAUUGCAUCAGUUAACUCCCAUACUAAGGUACACCAAUUGCUUCAGAAUCAUAUCACCGAGCAUUCUACAAUCCAGAACAGACUUGGCUGUCUUGAGGAAGGGCAUCUUCCGCGGAAACCACCAAGCAAAAUUGGCGCCUUUAUGGAUCAAGAUCAAGAGUUAUUCCUAUCGCAAGCAGUGGCAGUAGACCAAGGCCCAAAUUCUAUUUGGCGGAACGAAGAACCCCCUACAGGAGGAAAUAAGGAAUACCGGAGUUCCAUUGCUGUCGAUAACUACGAAGUACCUGUGCGAGCUAGAAGAAGACGUCGGAAAAGGGCUCCCAUCAACCCGAAGUCGUCCUGGAAGGAUAGAAUCAAAGCAAGACUG
This is a messenger RNA of Penicillium pulvis, 3402 nucleotides long. Its product is annotated as ankyrin repeat domain-containing protein. NCBI's taxonomy places the organism in Eukaryota, Fungi, Ascomycota, Eurotiomycetes, Eurotiales, Aspergillaceae. The transcript is spliced from 2 exons. The record is from RefSeq and is a predicted model, not a curated record. The annotation marks the transcript as partial. Gene Ontology annotation, molecular function: protein binding.